CGGUCUGUGACCCACCAUGUAAAUAUGAUGGCGUAUGCUCUUCCCCUGGUAUAUGUCAGUGCGUCGCAGGAUACUCAGGACCCUCUUGUCAGUUUAGUUGUUCGGAUAACACGUUCGGCAUCGAAUGCCUGGAAAAUUGUGACUGCUCUAACGGUGGGACUUGCGAUAGUAUGAUUGGUAAAUGCACUUGUACAGACGGCUUCUAUGGCAUCAAAUGCGAACACGUCUGCCAACCUGGAACCUAUGGAGAAAGCUGCAUCAAAUUAUGCCAGUGUCAAAACAGCGCAACUUGUGAUCCAGUCGACGGUCUUUGUACUUGCACGUCUGGCUUCAGGGGUGAAUUUUGUCAAACUAUUUGUCGGCCAAAUUUCUUUGGCUUAAGGUGCGCUAAAGAAUGUCGUUGUCAAAAUGGAGCAUAUUGUAAUCCUGUAGAUGGGACGUGCGACUGUGCGCCCGGGUAUAAAGGGAACUUUUGCGAAAAUCUUUGUCCCACUGGCUACUAUGGACUUGCGUGCUCUAAAUUGUGUUCGUGUUUGAACGGUGCAGCUUGCGACAAUGUAGAUGGCACGUGUUAUUGUGCACCUGGGUAUAGAGGUGUUACUUGUGCAGAUAUAUGUCAGCGUGACACAUAUGGAGAUAACUGUGCAAAUGAAUGCACUUGUCAGAACGGAGAUUGUGAUCACGUGUUAGGGACAUGUAAUUGUUUUACGGGCUGGCAGGGCGCCGACUGCAACAUACCAUGCAAUGCCGGUACAUAUGGAGAGGGAUGUCAGGAAGUAUGUAUUUGCAAAAACGGUGGUGUAUGCAACCAUGUAUCAGGUGUUUGUCGUUGUCCUCCUGGAUGGAGAGGCAUUGACUGCAGUUCAAGCUGUCCUGAGGGUACCUAUGGGUUCAAGUGUAAUAAGCGUUGUGUUUGUCAGAAUGAGGCAGUUUGUGACAAUGUGGAUGGGUCAUGUACAUGUACAGCAGGGUGGACUGGAAGCCUGUGCAGCCAGCCAUGUCCAAAAGGAAAAUACGGGUUAAAUUGCGCGGAAAUAUGUCCUUGUAAAAAUGGAGCCCGAUGUCACCAUAUUAGUGGCAAAUGUACUUGCACCUCAGGUUGGCAGGGUGAUUUCUGCUCUAAACCUUGCCCUGCAGGAAGGUAUGGCCUUAAAUGUCGUUCAGUGUGUACUUGUGAAAACAAUGCUCAAUGCGAUCACGUAGAUGGCACGUGUACGUGCUCGCCCGGAUGGCAGGGUAAUCAAUGUUCAAGUCCGUGUGGUCCAGGUACAUUUGGCUAUGAAUGUGCACAGCAAUGUCGCUGUCUGAACCAAGGAACUUGUAGCCAUAUUGACGGACGAUGUACAUGUGUUGCCGGCUAUUAUGGUCCUGCUUGUAACGAAGAAUGUCCAGAAGGCUAUUACGGACUUAAUUGUUUAUCUGAAUGUGAAUGUGAAAACAAUGCUUUGUGUGACCAUCGAAACGGUGUGUGCUCUUGUAAACCAGGAUGGAGGGGAAACACUUGUGACACGCCUUGCCAAGAAGGGCGUUAUGGUGACAACUGUGCGUUCCGGUGCAAAUGUGAUAACGAAGGCAUCUGCAACCAUAUUGAUGGCUCUUGCUCUUGUGUGGCUGGUUACCAGGGCCUGACAUGUAACAUUCCUUGUAGCUUAGGGUUCUAUGGCUUUGAGUGCCUUUAUGUAUGUCAGUGUCAGAAUGGAGCAACGUGUAAUCCCGUUGACGGCAGCUGUUUUUGUUCUCCUGGUUGGCAAGGAACCUUGUGUGACGAACCAUGCCCAGAUGGAUUCUACGGUGAUCAGUGUGCAAAACGGUGCCCUUGUUUGAAUGGUGGUAUUUGUGACAUAGUUGAUGGAACAUGUACAUGUGCACCGGGUUGGAGAAGCUUCUGUGGCGAGCCGUGUCCAGAUGGAACAUUUGGUCAAGGAUGUGAAGGAAGAUACCAGUGUCAAAAUGAGGCAAGCUGUGACCGAUUUGACGGACGCUGUGCCUGCACCACUGGUUGGUUUGGAGCCUCUUGUGACGCAGCCUGUGAGGCAGGAUUCUAUGGAGCUCAUUGCACACUGACAUGUGAAUGUUUAAAUGGCGCCACCUGUAGUCGGUUUGAUGGUAGUUGUGAAUGUUCAAAUGGAUACACCGGAGAACAAUGCGGGCUGCUCUGUCCACAAGGGUAUUUUGGUGAAAAUUGUGAGAGCCGUUGUCGCUGUUAUCAUAAUGCUGAAUGCUCUCCAUUUGAUGGCACGUGCAGCUGUCCAGCCGGAUGGAGUGGAGACAGAUGUGGCACGCCGUGCGAAGCAGGAUUGUUUGGAGUCCAGUGCUUGGAGCGAUGUAGGUGCCAGAAUGGAGGAGCUUGUUCUAGAUUUGAUGGGGCAUGCACAUGCACAAACGGAUGGCAAGGCGAAUUGUGUAACCGUGAAUGUGAACCGAAUCGAUGGGGACAUAAAUGCCAAGAAUUAUGCUUGUGCGAAAACGAUGCAACUUGCUCGCGGUUUGAUGGUACUUGCAGUUGUGGGUAUGGUUGGUAUGGCGAGCACUGCAAUACGCCCUGUCCUGAAAAUAGAUAUGGACUUGGAUGUACCCAACGAUGCAAAUGCAAAAAUAAUGCAGAAUGUUCAAAAAUUGAUGGAACCUGUACAUGUGGAGUUGGUUGGACUGGGAACCAAUGUGACAUUGCUUGCCCGACCGGUCUUUAUGGUGCAGAGUGCAAAAGCACCUGCUUAUGUCAGAACGGAGGAACGUGCAACAGAUUCGACGGCACUUGCCAUUGCCCACCCGGUUGGCAGGGGAUUUAUUGCAGUACUGAAUGCAGUCCCGGGACUUACGGUGAAGCAUGUGAACGCAAGUGUCUUUGCAGAAAUGACGCAGAGUGCUCUCACAUCGAUGGUGUUUGCACCUGUACAACUGGUUGGUCUGGUGUAAGAUGUGACGAGCCGUGUAGACAAGGGUUGUUUGGUCCUGAUUGUAAUUCAAGAU
This is a messenger RNA of Anneissia japonica, 2970 nucleotides long. Its product is annotated as multiple epidermal growth factor-like domains protein 6. The annotation marks the transcript as partial. Lineage: Eukaryota; Metazoa; Echinodermata; Crinoidea; Comatulida; Comatulidae. The record is from RefSeq and is a predicted model, not a curated record. The transcript has 2 exons. Gene Ontology annotation, molecular function: scavenger receptor activity.